Molecule: messenger RNA, 797 nt
Organism: Drosophila ficusphila
Lineage: Eukaryota; Metazoa; Arthropoda; Insecta; Diptera; Drosophilidae
Product: protein Mabiki
Exons: 1
Coding region: 38-658 (206 amino acids)
Biological process (GO): regulation of DNA-templated transcription
Molecular function (GO): DNA-binding transcription factor activity
Source: RefSeq, a predicted model, not a curated record
GUUCGAGAAGAAAAGACGCAUCAGCAUCUCAGCGAAAAUGGAGAGCCAUCAAAUCUAUCGCCACAAAAAGUUCGACGUCAGUCGAAACAUAGAAAAAGUCGAGCUGGAACUGAAGGAGGAACUGAUCUCCAGGAGUGGAACUCCCUGCACCAGUCGAAGUGCCUUCGAUGAGGCCGAUAUGUCCAUCAAUCUGAGCUUCAGUGACCAGGAUCCCGAUUUUCCACCACUUCCGAAGCGCCGACGUCUGGGUUCCUCAUCUUCGAGCGUUUCCUACCACUCAGCCAGUCCAAUCAUCACCGAAGCCAUCCAAGACAUCUUCAAGUACCACGUCAAUAUGGUGAGGAAAUUCCCGAAGAAGGAGCGAUCGCCGAAGGAUCAGGAGCGCCGGAACAAGAACACGAUUGCCUGCAGGAUGAGUCGCCGGAAGAAGAAGUUCGAUGACCUCCAGAUCGAGCAGCAGUACAAGGAGUGUUCCAUGGAACACCUCAAGAUCGCCGAGCAGAGUCUGCGCGCCAAGGUCUAUCUGAAUCACCUGAAGCAGCUGGUGAAGCAGGAAGACCACCCGCAGGCCACUCCGAGGAGAAUCCCGGAGGAGAACGCCAAGAGGAACUUUAGCAUCGACUACCUGAUCGGCGGCAUUAAACAGGAGCAAGCCUGAGAAUCCAGCCUCCUGUGGAGAUUGUACUAUAUAGUUAUAUAGGUUAUAGUUCUAAUCAACGUUGUUAAGUUUCUUUAAGAAAUUGUUAUGCUAAGAUAUGCCAUUUAUAUUUAAGGGCCCUUUAAGGUUAAGCAGGUAC